Molecule: messenger RNA, 2187 nt
Organism: Lactuca sativa (garden lettuce)
Lineage: Eukaryota; Viridiplantae; Streptophyta; Magnoliopsida; Asterales; Asteraceae
Molecular function (GO): DNA binding; protein dimerization activity
Source: RefSeq, a predicted model, not a curated record
AUGGAAUCUAAGGACAAAGAACCAAUGGAAAAACAAACUCAAUCUCGAUCCAAAACUUCCGGUCAAACGAAUGUAAGAACUAAGACAGAUAAAGCAUGGGAACAUAUAACUCUAUCCAAGGAUGACCAAGGAAACAAGAUUUACAUAUGUAAUUUUUGUGAAAAAUUUUUCCGUGGUGGUGGUAUAAGCAGAGCUAAGAAACAUCUUGCCGGUGUUAUUGGUGACAUAUCAGCUUGUCCUAAAGUAACUCCAGAAGUUCGUUUUACAAUGGAAGGUAUUUUGAAAGAAACAUCACAAAGGGAAAAACGUAAAGCUACAUCAAGUGUUACUAUCUCAGAUGACGAUGAAGAUAUAAAAGAAACACAAGUUCGAAAUGCCAAAGCACGAUCUGUUAAAGAGGGGAAAAAGAAAGCUACAUCAAGUGUUCAUCCUUUCUUUACAAAAGGUAUAAAUGAUCCUUCUCAACCCACUAUUAAAUCUGCCAUGCAAACUAAGAAAAGAAUAGAUGAUGUGGAUUUAGCUAUUGCAAUGUGGUUCUAUGAUGCAUGUAUACCUAUGAAUGCUUGUAACUCUCCAUAUUUUCAACAUAUGAUAGAUAAAAUAACAAGUAUUGGUUAUGGGUACAAAGCACCUAAUUAUCAUGCUCUGAGGGUAAACUUAUUGUCAGAUGCAAAGAAAUCUGUUUCAUUGUUAAUUGAUUCAUACAGAAGUCAGUGGAUUGAAAGUGGUUGCACGAUUAUGAGUGAUGGGUGGAGGGAUAUUAGGCAACGCCAUUUGAUUAAUUUCUUGUUUUAUUGUCCUAAAGGGAUAUCAUUUCUUAAAUCUGUUGAUGCAUCUGAUAUAGAGAGCAAUGCAUUGAAUUUGUGUAAUUUGUUUGCUGAGAUUGUUGAGAUGGUAGGACAAAAGAAUGUGGUACAAAUUGUUACUGACAAUGCUGCCAAUUACAAACUUGCUGGUAAUAUGUUAUGUGAAAGAUAUACUUCUAUUACUUGGUCUCCAUGUGCAGCACAUUGUCUUAAUCUUGUAUUAAAGGAUGUUUCAGAAUUGGAUAAUGUGAAAAGUUUGGUCACUCUUGCAUCUAGGGUUACUGUUUUUGUCUAUAACCAUAAAUGGCCCUUGAAUUGGUUAAGAAAAAGAGUUGGUUGGACUGAAAUCAUCCGUCCAGGUGCUACCCGUUUUGGUACCGCUUUUAUUGCAUUGAAAAGUUUGUAUGAUCAUAAAGCCGAUUUACAAGCAAUGGUUAUAUCUACAGAGUUUAAGAAGAUGUUAAAAGUGGGAAAUGCGGUUGAAUGCAAAGAAAUUGUCUUGAAUGAAAAUUUUUGGAAAAAUUGUUUGAUUACGGUGAAAGUGAUGACUCCUUUGUUAAGGCUUUUGCGGUUAUGUGAUUCGGAUGAAAAACCUGCAUUGGGUUAUGUUUAUGAGGGAAUGCAUCGCGCAAGGAGAAGGGUUAAGGAAUUAUUUAAGAAAAAGAAAGAAUUAUACAAGCCUUAUACUAACAUAAUUGAUAGACGUUGGGAUAGGAUGUUAAGAAAAAGUAUUCAUUGUGCAGCGUAUUGGUUAAAUCCAGUUUUCCAGUAUGAUCGUGAGAAUCUUUGUUCUAAAAGAGAGAUAUUUCAAGGCGUUCUUGAUAUGGUUGAGAAGAAUUUUUCUGGUAGCGACAUUAUUGAUCUUACAAUGUCUCUAGGAAAGUUCCGUGACAGUGAAGGUACUUUUGGUAGACCUAGUGCCAUUGCUUCUCGUACAAGUACACGUCCAGAUGAGUGGUGGAAGUUAUUUGGUGGGGAUACGCCUAUGUUGCAAAAGUUUGCUAUUAGAAUUUUAAGUCAAACCGCAUCUUCUUCCGGUUGUGAACGUAACUGGAAUGUCUUUGAAAGGAUUCAUACAAAAAGGAGAAAUAGGUUGGAACAUCAAAGGCUUAAUGAUCUUGUAUGUGUGCACUACAACUUACGUUUACAAAAUAGACUCAAGGUUGAUAAAAGAUCUUAUGAUCCUAUUGACUAUGAAUGUAUUGAUAAGACGGAAUUUUGGGUGGUAGAAGAAGAGUCGAAUGGAGAACUUGAUUACAAUGAUUUAGAAAAUAUGCUUGACGAACAAGAAUAUGAACCAACUUCUCAAACACAAGAAAACGAAGUUGGUCAUGUUUUUGAUGAGAAUGAAGUUGAUAGUAAAUUUUCAUUUACUAAGUGA